Diospyros lotus (date-plum) is the source of this 2875-nucleotide messenger RNA. Its product is annotated as casein kinase 1-like protein 10. Gene Ontology annotation, molecular function: protein serine/threonine kinase activity; ATP binding. Gene Ontology annotation, cellular component: nucleus; cytoplasm. The transcript has 15 exons. Bases 824 to 1978 code for a protein of 384 amino acids. The record is from RefSeq and is a predicted model, not a curated record. Lineage: Eukaryota; Viridiplantae; Streptophyta; Magnoliopsida; Ericales; Ebenaceae. Gene Ontology annotation, biological process: endocytosis; signal transduction; peptidyl-serine phosphorylation.
CGAACGAACGAUCGAUCGAACAAACAAGGCCCUCCUAUUACGAGGAGAUCCAUUUGGCACGUGCUGCUGUUCUACCUAUGGUCUUCAUCUUCGCCAUGGGAGGCUGAGAAAGCGAGGGAGAAAGGUUCUCCUUUGUUCUCCGUUCAAAGCAAACUUGAACAACAAAAGAACAGAGGAGGAGGAGGAGGAGGAGGAGGAGGAGACGUUUUCUUUGUUUUUGAGAUAACAAUUAUUUCAAAAGCAAAAUCAACCCACCAACCUACCCACCCCACCCGCGAAGCAUCGGAUAAGGAAGGCUUUAAAUUGUUCCUCUCCUCUUCCGCUUUCUCUCGUCGUCCUUUCCGUUCCAUUUCUUCCCCAAAUCUUCCAUUUCUAUAGCUGUGUCUGCAUUUGUUGGAUUUGUUUGGAAUAUGCCCGAAUCCUUCUCACUGGUUUGAUCUCAUUGUGAUUUUGAUUGAACCCUGUGGCUUUUGGGCAAUGUGGUUUGGUCCUAUUACGCUUGGGGCGUUUUGGCAAUAUGGGUCCCUGUGUUUGGCGGUCUGGCUGGUUUCAGGUUAGAUAAUUGCAUUUUGUUCAAUCGUCAAUGAUGCUGUCGCUGUGCCUGUUGUCUAUUCUCCGUGGGAUAUGAGUGUUUUGGACAAGAUAUUCAUCGUUGGGCGAUUGAAGGAAAGUAAUGCUUUUUGUCAUUUUGUAUCGUGAAUUUUGGGGUAAAUUCAAAUAGAAUCCGGUGGGAAGGAGAAUAAGGUCAUAAUUGAUUGAGAAAAGAUUUAGAUUCUUGGAAACUUUUGAAGGACGGGUUAGGGGCCUGCAUCCAAAUUUAACCAUGGAUCACGUGAUUGGUGGUAAAUUCAAGCUGGGCCGGAAGGUCGGGAGUGGAUCAUUUGGAGAAUUCUACAUGGGUGUGAACAUACAGAACGGAGAGGAAGUUGGAGUUAAGCUGGAACCUGCAAAAACCAAGCACCCUCAGCUUUACUACGAGUCCAAAAUUUACAUGCUCCUGCAAGGAGGAACGGGGAUUCCCCAUCUCAAGUGGUUUGGACUUGAGAGCGAGUACAAUGCCAUGGUCAUUGACCUCCUCGGGCCUAGUCUUGAAGACUUGUUCAACUAUUGCAAUCGGAAGUUGUCUUUGAAAACAGUGUUGAUGCUAGCCGAUCAGUUAAUCAAUCGGGUGGAGUAUAUGCACUCGAAGGGUUUUCUUCACCGUGACGUAAAGCCUGAUAACUUUCUAAUGGGGUUGGGACGAAAAGCAAAUCAGGUGUAUAUCAUCGAUUAUGGUCUUGCAAAAAAGUAUAGGGAUCUUCAAACUCAUAAGCACAUACCAUACAGGGAAAACAAGAGUCUUACAGGCACAGCUCGCUAUGCUAGUGUCAACACUCAUCUUGGAGUUGAGCAAAGUAGAAGAGAUGAUUUGGAAUCUAUUGGUUAUGUGCUUAUGUAUUUCCUCAGGGGAAGUCUUCCUUGGCAGGGGUUAAGGGGUGGGACAAAAAAGCAGAAAUAUGACAAGAUUAGUGAAAAGAAGAUGCUUACACCCAUAGAGAUUCUUUGCAAGGGUUAUCCAUCAGAAUUCGUAUCAUACCUCCACUAUUGCCGAUCAUUGCGGUUUGAGGAUAAACCAGAUUAUGCAUAUCUGAAGCGGCUCUUCAGGGACUUGUUUGUUAGAGAAGGGUAUCAGUUUGAUUAUGUAUUUGAUUGGACAAUAUUAAAGUACCCUCAGAUUAGUGCUGCUUCUAGGCAAAGGCAGGCAGUGGCAAAGCCAAUUUUAAAUGCUGGAGCAUCUGGUGAAGGAGCAGAAAGGCCUUCAGGUGGUAUGAAUCCAGAGGGACAAGAGGGUCGAGAAAGAUUUGCAGGUGGAACUGAAGCAUUUGCCAGAAGAAAUUUUACAGGUGGGGUGCUGCGGGGUGAUCAUUUAAAGCACAAAGCAUCAGAUGAUGUGCCAUCUUCCAAAGAGGUGCACUUUUAUUUGCGUAAACGGAACUGAUUCUGGGUUGCAUCAUUUUGGUAGAGUUUAAAGAAAACAGAAUCCGUGGUUGGCUCAUUAGAAAUUAUUGACCACCACUGGAGCGGCAAUGUGGCAAGCUCUCCAGCGAUGGCUUCCAUUGAGGCAGAGCUAGAGAUUAUCUAUCUUGGUUCCAUCACAUGGGUGCCCAUAGGCUGGAUCAAUUAUGUGUCUAUGGAUCGCCAUGCUUGCUGUCGUCUCACAACAGCCUCUGUUUUCAACUGAAAACCUGUGAUAACUAGCUCAAAGUUUCAGCUAAAAGCAGGCUUUGCAAAUGGCAUCACAAGUCAAGGCCCAACAGAAGUCAUCAUCCAACCCUGAAUGCAUAAAACCUGAAUUAGAGUGAAAUUAGAAAGAUUAAUAACUAUAUCAGAAAUGAUAGCACAAACUUGGACCUAACAAUGCAUACUGAUGUAUUGACAUGUCAUAGUUAGUCAUCAUAAUCAACUGCUUUUUGUGCAAUGUUAAACAUAUAUCUACACAUACCAAUGGAACUAGUGUUCACGUUAAUGGCAAAGUAUGGCAGAAAAUCUGAACACAUGCUGAAUAUGAGUGUAAUUUCUCAAGAGUUGUAUCAACUCUUUCAACAUAAAAGUUCGCAUUGAUUUGGAUUUUACUCGGUUUCUUAUUCUGUUCUUAUUUUGUAAAGAUAUUUGUCAUUCAAUAUCUUAUCCUCUCAGUGAAGAAAAAUACAAGGUGUACAGAAAAUGGAACAAAAAUUUGGUAAAUUGUACUCAGAAUCUUUGUAAAAGCAACAUUAGACAUUAGAUCACCGAAUGCUUGGUUGAGCUUCAUCAUGUUUAGGAUGGUAUAUCGCAGUUUGCAAAAGUGAAAAUCAGGGAUAUCCGUGUAUGCUAACAAUGAACAUCUUGUGGGUCU